AUGACAGACAACGUGAAGAAACGAGGCCCGGCCAUCAAGCCUGAGGAUCCACUGCUUGUGCGGACUGAGAAGAAAGUCGAACAGGCUCUGACCCUUCUGUGGAAUGAUCUGCCAAAAUGGAUGCAAGACAAUCACUACGUGCACAGCGGCUACAGACCUCAGAGCAACUCGUACGCCCGAUCUGCGAAGUCGUUAGGCUAUUUGCACAAUGAGAGUGUCAACAUAUGGACGCACCUAAUCGGAGCCUUGAUGGCAGCCAUGGCAGCAUCGACUUUAUUCGUCACGAUCCGACCCCGAUUUCUGGCUGCAACCACGGAAGACACUAUUGUGUUCUCGUGCUUUUUUCUAGGCGCAGUGAUUUGCCUGGGCAUGUCAGCGACGUAUCACACUAUCGCAAACCAUUCGCCGAGCGUAGCAAAGUUCGGUAACCGGCUAGAUUAUUUUGGGAUCGUUUUCCUCAUCUGGGGAAGCUUCAUUCCUUCCAUCUACUACGGCUACGGAGAGGAUCCCAAGUUGAUCACGCUGUAUUGGACGAUGAUAUCAACCAUUGGUGCUGCUACCAUUAUCGUCGUUCUCCACCCCAAGUUCAGGACGUCUGAAUGGCGACCAUUCCGGGCUCUGAUGUUCGUUCUAAUGGGGUUGAGUGCGGUUAUCCCUGUUAUCCAUGGGCUUCACCGCUAUGGCUAUGAGCAGCUAGAGCGGAAGAUAGGCCUGUCAUGGUUGGUAGGUCAAGGUGCCAUGUACGUGCUCGGAGCUGGCAUAUACGCUGCCCGGGUGCCUGAACGUUGGGCGCCUGGCAAAUUCGACAUAUGGGGCAGUUCACAUCAGAUCUUUCAUGUGCUGGUAGUCUGUGCAGCGGCUGCACAUCUCGUGGGACUGCUGAAAGCGUUCGACCAUGAACAUAAUCUGCGUAACGAGUCUCGUCCUGCGCUCAACAUGCUCUCGACAUCGAAAUGGCUACCCCUUUAA
This is a messenger RNA of Dissoconium aciculare CBS 342.82, 969 nucleotides long. Its product is annotated as HlyIII-domain-containing protein. The record is from RefSeq and is a predicted model, not a curated record. Gene Ontology annotation, molecular function: signaling receptor activity. Gene Ontology annotation, cellular component: membrane. The transcript has 3 exons. NCBI's taxonomy places the organism in Eukaryota, Fungi, Ascomycota, Dothideomycetes, Mycosphaerellales, Dissoconiaceae. Bases 1 to 969 code for a protein of 322 amino acids.